AUGAGUAUCCUGGUGCAGGUCCUGCUCACCCUCCUGGUGCUGUCAGCCUGCCUGGCUGACGUGGUUGCACACACACUACGGGCCAGGACGCUGAAGGAGACCAUGAAUUGGCUGGAGAGGCUCCAGCAGGAGGUUUCCUGUGACAAGAUGAAUGUGAUAAAUAUAUUUGCAGAUCAGAAGAGCCGUAACAAUACAGAGAUCUUAUGCAAAGCUGCCACAAUUGCUCAGGAGGUCAAGAGCUGCCACAAGUACCUCGAGGGCAUCUACUACAACUUGCUGAGCCUGGUCAGGCACAAGGAGCCAUGUCCUGUGGCAUCAGGCAGCACCACCUCACUGAAGAAUUUCCUCAAGGAAUUAGACCAUGUCCUCCAAGAAGAGUUUAAGAAUCAGAAUUGA
Molecule: messenger RNA, 396 nt
Organism: Haemorhous mexicanus (house finch)
Lineage: Eukaryota; Metazoa; Chordata; Aves; Passeriformes; Fringillidae
Product: interleukin-4-like
Exons: 4
Coding region: 1-396 (131 amino acids)
Biological process (GO): positive regulation of DNA-templated transcription; positive regulation of tyrosine phosphorylation of STAT protein; positive regulation of isotype switching to IgE isotypes
Cellular component (GO): extracellular region
Molecular function (GO): cytokine activity; growth factor activity; interleukin-4 receptor binding
Source: RefSeq, a predicted model, not a curated record